CAGAAGCGAAGUUGCGCGCGGCCAUGGACGUGCUCAGGAGGCGCUUGCUGGGCAUCAGCGUGGCCGUCGCGCACGGCGUCUUCUCGGGCACGUUGAACAUCCUCCUGAAGUUCCUCAUCAGCAACUUGCACUUCCGCUUCCUCACGCUCAUCCAGCUGUGCACGUGCAGCACGGCCGCGCUCGGCCUGGAGGUCCUGAGGAGGACCGGAAGGGUCUCCAUCCCCCCCUUCAGCCUCAGCCUCUUCAAGGAGUUCGCCCCGGUGUGCAUCCUGUCCACGCUGCAAUCCACGCUGACCUUGUGGUCUCUGCGGGGUCUCAGCCUUCCCAUGUAUGUGGUCUUCAAACGCUGCCUGCCCCUCUUCACGCUCUCCAUCGGCGUCUGCGUCCUCAAGAACGGCGUCCCCUCCCCUGGCGUGGUGACCGCCGUGCUCAUCACCACCGGGGGCGCUGCGCUGGCUGGUGCCGGAGACCUGAGUGGCGACCCGUUUGGUUACGUGACAGGCGUUCUGGCGGUCAUCAUCCACGCCUCCUACCUGGUCGUGAUCCAGAAGACCAGCGCGGACAGCGAACACGGACCCCUGACGGCACAGUACGCCAUCGCCAUCAUGGCCACUCCCGUGCUGCUGGUGUGCGCCGUCAUCUCCAUGGACGCCGUCAACAUGUGGUCGUACGGCGGCUGGAGCGACCCGCGGGUGGCCACCAUCUUCUUCUUCAGCGUGCUCAUUGGCUGCGCCAUGAACUUCACCACCUACCACUGCACCUACAUCAACUCCGCCGUCACCACCAGCUUUGUGGGCGUGGUCAAGAGCAUCGCCACCAUCACUGUGGGCAUGCUGGCCUUCAACGACGUGGCGCCCACUGCCAUGUUUGUGGGCGGAGUCAUUGUCAACACGGUGGGCUCCAUCACGUACUGCGUUGUCAAGUUCUUUGAGACCAAGAAGAAGAGCUCCUACGAGGACCUGGAGGAUGGCGAGAAGGAUGCGGCGCCCCCUCCUGGCGAGCCCUACCAAGAGACGCCUGAGCGCCACGCUGAGGAGAGCGCACCCGACGACAGGAAACCAGAAAAUGAGGGACCUCCACUGAAUGGGGGCCUGGAGGUCACCUUGGGAGGAGGAGCAGGGGGCGUCAUGACGGACGAGGAAGCUGUGGAGAUGCAGAGGGAGCAUCUUCACAAGGAGGGCGCCACCCCCGGGAGGCCAGCCAGCGACCACGUGGGCGUGUGGCGCUCCGUCAGAAGUCUGCACUUCUUCAAGAAGGACCCCCUCAUCGCCAACAUGGAGCAGCAGAGUCCCUGAGGGCAGAGCCGGGACGCACUUCCUGUGAAGCCCCAGCGUCUGUUAGCGUUAGCAGUGCUAGCUCCCGCACAUGCGCCUCGAGUUAGCGACAAGCUAACCUCCAUGUAGCAUGACAAAUGACAACCAGGCUAAGCGAGUGUAACCAAGAAAACACUCGUUAGCAUGCGCUAGCCACUGAGAUGCUAAUGUCCUUCUUCCUUUUAUGUGUGAUCAGUUUCAUGUCGUCAUGUUUGAUGUGGUCAUGUGAUGCUCGUCUUCGGAGGUUAGCCUAGCUUAGCAUCAGCACUCCUUGCAUGCGUGUUCAACAGGAGCACAGCGUUCCGUUGCUUCCUCUGCAGCUCGGGAACUUUUAUUUUGACGGGAAGUAACACGAAGUUACGAGACGUCAUGAUCUAAACACAGCGGCCGUCUGCACCCCCGAGGCGCCGGGCUAACUGUUAGCGGUGAAGGAGACAAGCGUGGGUGGUUGUGCGCCACAAAUGUCAGCCGGCAUGUUAGCAGCUAGCGCGCUAACAGACGUCGACACGUAAAACAUGUUGAAGAAAAGGUCGCUUUUGCGAGGCCUCCUGAUGGGGCGCACUCAUGCACCUGGCCUCAGGCCUCACAAACAAACAAAUAACAUAGAAAGCUGUCAAGCCUUCAUAUUGACUCACAUUGAUUUUUUUUUCUUCAUUUAACGCUACAAGAGACGCCGUGUGUCCCCGAGACAUGAGACACGCUUCACUGGGACGCUGUGACUCGGAGGUGAUAAUGACUAGCAGGAAGUCCUCCUGGAUCACUUUGGGAAGACAAAUAAGCUCCUUUCAGAGGACUCCGAAGACAAAGACUCAUUUGGACAAAACGGGACACUUUAGGAUUGGUUGAAAAAAAAUGAAAUGACAAAAUUGAGCCACAGGAGGGCGCUAAGCAGCUGAUUGAUUGACAAAAGCAAAUCAUCAACACCGUUUGUCCGUGUGUGUCCGUGUGUGUGUCUGUUGUGUGUGUUUGUGUGCAGCAUG
Doryrhamphus excisus (bluestripe pipefish) is the source of this 2293-nucleotide messenger RNA. It is a transcript of the gene slc35d3, whose product is annotated as solute carrier family 35 member D3. Lineage: Eukaryota; Metazoa; Chordata; Actinopteri; Syngnathiformes; Syngnathidae. The record is from RefSeq and is a predicted model, not a curated record.